UCGCAAUGUUAAAGGACAAACAUUGUAGUAAGAAAUUCACAAACUACAUUUAAUAACAAACCAAAGAAAAUGAAGGAGAAGUGCAGGGUUUGCUUGCUGAAGCACCAGAACAUGGUCCACAUAUUUGAGGGCCAAAAUACACAGGAUCUCGGAAUAUCCCUGGCGGAUAUGAUUUCGGAAUCUACCGGCUUCCCAGUUGCCGAGGGCGACCGUCUACCAGAAUACAUUUGUGUGCUUUGCCUGCAAGACAUGACAAGUACAUUCAGGGCCAGGGCAACCUACGAGACCAACCAGCAGUACGACUGCCAGGUCAAGGAGGAAAUCAUCGAGGAGGAUUUCGUGGAGGCUGAGGAUUACAAUGGACAGGUCUGCGAGUCUUAUUACGAAGAGGAAACCGAUAACUUUGCUUGCCACGUGAAGAACGAACCCUUAGAAGAAGACUUUGCAGGGGAAAGCAUAGCCAAAACUUCAGGCACUCCAAAAGACCAAUGGAACAGUGAAAGCAACGAAGUGGAAGCUGGGAAUAAUUUAAAAGAUGUGGAUUAUGACCCUGCCAAGGAAGAACUUCCGUUCAAAUGUGUUCGUUGUCCCAAGAGAUUUCGGAGCAGGUACUUUCUUAAUCUUCACAGAAAAGAUCACACGAAAAAACAGGAACAGGAACAGCAGGCGUCAUGUGACCACUGCUCCAAAGCCUUUCCUACUUCAGCACAAUUGAGGAAGCACAUGCUGACCCACACCGGUUUAAGGCCACAUAAAUGUACGCAAUGUCCCAAAUCCUUUUUCAACAAUUCCAAUCUUCAAUCACACCUGCGCAUUCAUACUGGGGAGCGGCCAUUCAAGUGUUCCAAAUGUCCCAAAACAUUUAUACAAAAAACUCACCUCGUUAAUCACCACCGCACUCACACCGGGGAACGUCCCUAUAAUUGCUCAAAAUGUCAGAAAUCUUUUAUACAGCCCGCUAAUCUUCAAUCGCACAUCAGAGCCCACUGCCAGCAGUCAUCAAGACCCCAGAGAAAUACGAAAACCAGGAAGCAAACUAUAACAGAGGAACCAAUAUUUAAUUGCUCCCAUUGCUCCCUGUCCUUUGCCAGUCAAGAUGCUCUCCUCAAGCACAUGGACACUCACAAUGCCCUGUUUGAGGAAGAAGUUUGCCAGAUGUCCGAAAACGAAGUCGAUCCAUUCCAUGACAUCGAAGUGGAUAUAUUUGACGACAAUGAUAACGAUGUUAGGCUAGAAAAUUCAGAGGACACAGCGGACAACAGCAAUGAUGGGCAAGGCUCUGUGUUUAAAUGUCCUCAUUGUCCAAAGGUUUGCUGGCGCAGUCAUGAUCUUAAGGCCCACUUACAAAAUCAUUUUGAGGAACCUAAAAAGUGCCCCCACUGCCCGAAAUUUUUCAGUACCGGAUCGACGUUUAGGAGACAUUUGCGGACUCAUACGAAGGAAAAAAAGUUUGCGUGCGCCUAUUGCCCAAAGGUCUUCAGAAAUCAGGCGCAGCUUAAGGAGCACACUCGAACUCACACCGGAGAACGUCCAUAUCAGUGCCCGAAUUGCCCGCAGUCAUUUGCCUAUAAUUCCGUUCUGAAAAAACACAUACGUACCCACACUGGCGAGCGGCCGUUCUGGUGCAGCGAAUGCGAUAAGUCCUUUUUACAAAUGGAUCAUCUUAAGCUACACACUCUUAGGCACCACACCGAAAAACCCCCCACUAAGAGGGAAGCUCCAAAGCACACGUGCAGCGAGUGCUUGAAGACAUAUUCAAGCCCGAGAUCGCUGAGGAGACACAUGAUGAUCCACACAAGGAAAAAAGUAUACAAUUGCAACGAUUGCUCAGAGAACUUUAUUGGAAAAGAAGCUUUUACCAAUCACGUAUUGAUUGAACACACCAAAAAGGAAUUCGUCAGUAAGGCUCAGGAACACACGCAUAACUGCCUACUCUGCCCGAAAACGUUUUCAAAUGAACACAGUCUUAAAGACCACACUCUCACACACUGUGUGAAAAAGCGUCUAACGUGCUCACAUUGUCCGGAAACAUUUGCGAACCAAAAAACACUUAGAAUGCACCUUCGCAUUCACACGGGGGGCAAGCCCUUUGGCUGUCCCAAGUGCAAUAAAAGGUUUUUAAGAGGCGACUACCUUGCGAAGCACAUCAGUAGACGUCAUGAGAUAAAGAAGAAGCCCUCCGAACCAGAAGGGGAUCCACCCACAUGCGAGAUUACAAUAAAGGAGGAGAAUCUCAGUGCGCUUGAAGAGCUUUAAAAAUCCACUGGGUUUGUAUUACAUUUAAUGGUAAUUUACUUUAUAUAUGUAAAUAAAUGUGUUACAAUGUUUUA
Drosophila biarmipes is the source of this 2330-nucleotide messenger RNA. RefSeq names its product oocyte zinc finger protein XlCOF28. The record is from RefSeq and is a predicted model, not a curated record. Bases 70 to 2256 code for a protein of 728 amino acids. The transcript has 2 exons. Gene Ontology annotation, cellular component: nucleus. Gene Ontology annotation, molecular function: zinc ion binding. NCBI's taxonomy places the organism in Eukaryota, Metazoa, Arthropoda, Insecta, Diptera, Drosophilidae.